GCAGCUCUGUGUCCUUCUCCAGAGCAUCCACAGUGUGCUCACACCCUGCUUUGGGGUCCCCUCCCAUGGGAAUGUGUCAGCCUUGCUGCCUCUAAGGUUUCCUGUGUGCCUCAGUUCACGUGUAAAUAAUGGGGUCUGCAGAAAUGUCCCUGGAUUUGUUCUGUCUAAAUCCAUGGGUUUUAAUCUGCAGGCCCCAUCCUGGCUCUGCUUCUGGAGGAGCUGUGAAACAAAAACCACUGGAUUGUCACUGGGCAUAACUUUGCUUGCCAGGUGCUGUGUGUUAUUUGUGGUGUUUUUAAGUGCAGCAGACUGAAGGAUGUGGGAUGCUGAGCAGAGCUGUGCCUGCGCUGGGCUCGGUCCCAGCAGUGACUGGGCCUUGGCAGGCCUCUCUCUCAUGUUUGCACAUACAAAUGAAACCUGGCAUUCAAAGUGGCCCAGCCUGGACUGGGCUUUAUGAAUCAGCAGUGGGGGAGACUGAAAUGUUCAUGUGAAGCCUUCGAAAUUGUAGUGCGGCAUGCAAGAAACUUCACCAACAGCAUGUUCAGGACCUACUACCAGAGCAUGGGGCCCAAGGCUCUUAAAUUUGUUGGAGAACUUUUUACUGAUAUCUCCCUGUACAUACUGGGUUCUGACAUCAGUGUCAAUGACAUGAUAAAUGAAUUUUUUGACAGUUUAUUCCCUUUGGUUUACUCUCAUUUGAUUAAUCCUGGCUCCCCCGAUCCGUCUGUGGAAAUGACCGAGUGUCUGCGGGCGGCCAGGAGAGACCUCAAAGUCUUUGGGAGCUACCCAAAGACCAUGAUGACACAGGUGUCCAAGUCCCUGCAGGCCACACGAGUCUUUCUGCAGGCUCUGAACCUGGGCAUCGAGGUGAUAAACACUACUGACCACCUGAAAUUCAGCAAGGACUGCGGGCGGGCGCUGCUGAGGAUGUGGUACUGCUCCCACUGCCAGGGGCUGCUGCUGGCCAAGCCCUGUGCCAGCUACUGUGGGGCCGUGAUGCAGGGGUGCCUGGCGGGCGUCCUGGAGAUCCACCACCUCUGGAAGGAGUACAUUGGGUCUCUGGAGGGGCUGACCAGAGGCAUGCAUGGCAUCUACGACAUGGAGCACGUGCUGCUCAGCCUGUUCUCCGUGGUGCGCGAUGCCAUCGUCCACGUGCAGAAGAACGAAGGGAAGCUCUCCACAGCUGUCAGUCGGCUCUGUGGCCACGCUCAGCAGAGGCACAUCCGAUCUGCUCAUUAUCCAGAAGACCUUUUCAUUGACAAGAAAGUCCUGAAAGUGACUCACUUUGAGCAAGAAGAAACUUUGUCGAGCAGAAGGAGGGAACUGAUUGCAAAGCUGAAGUCCCACAGCAGUUUUUACAGCAGCUUGCCAGAGUACAUCUGCAACCACAGCUCUGCUGUUCAGAAUGACACCCUUUGCUGGAAUGGACAAGAACUCGUGGAGAGGUACAGUCCCCAGACCACAAGGAAUGGAGCAAAAGCCCAGGCUGGCAACCACGAGGUGAAGGUGAAAGGUCCAGAGCCAGUGAUCAGCCAGAUCAUUGACAAGCUGAAACACAUCAACCAGCUGCUCAGAGGGAUGACUCUGCCCCGUCGAAAAGCUGCAGGAAAAACCACGGAGGAGGAGGAGGAGAGCGGAGACUGCGACGAUGAGGACGAGUGCGGCCGGGGCUCUGGGGAUGGGGAGCUGCGAGUGAGGAACCAGCUGCGCUUCCUAGCAGAGCUGGCCUAUGACCUGGAUAUGGAUGACAUCUCUGCAAAUAAGCAGCUUCUGAACCAGCAAAGCAAAGAUGGUGCUGCAGUCCCCAGCAGCCACCCUGGGAGUGCAGCCACCCACCCCAGUCCUGCUGCUGGCAUUGCCCUGGUCCUCCCUCUGCUGCUGGGCCACCAGCCAUGAGCAGUUCUGGUGCCAUCACUCUGUGUCUCUCCAUGCCUUUUUUUAGUGAGGAAGAUAUUUGGAACCUCUUCUGAAAUAUAUGCACAUGUCCAAAAACAGGACAAAUGACCUGAGUCAGUUUUUCAAGACUCUCCACAGAAAAAAAAAAGCCCAAUCAAAAAAGUGUUGGUUCAUGGCAACUAGUAAAUAUCUAACAGUGCUUUUUAAAGAUAAUCCUGUUUAAUAUAAGCAGGUUCAUAUUAAAUUGUGUUCCUUGCAGUUUUUGAACACUGAGGUCUCCCUUGCUGUUAAGGUGAAGACCAUAUUUCAUUUUGAGUUGUUCAAACAUGCAUGGGGUACAGAACAACUAUGGUUUAUGGAAUACUCUCAGCAAAUAUCAUACCCCUGGUCCUAGUUGACUUAAUUCAGAUUUUUUUCUGUAGUUCAAGCAGGUUUUGUACUUACUCCAAAUUGAAGUGUCCCCCCUGGGAAUCUGGUCAGGACAUAACAGAGAGCAUGUGAAGACAGGGGAGAGAGAAGAUGAGACACGCAGCAGGAGGGAAGAUGUUGUGGAAGAGAAGCUGUCAUGCACUGGAAUUGUGGAGAUGUGCUCCCCUGGGCACAAAGCCCACCUGCAUCAUGGCAAGUUGCAGGUGAUUUUGCUGCUCACCUCCCAGCCAGGUCCUGACAGGUGGCUGAUCCCCACCAGCAUCCUUGUGGCACAUGCAACAACCUGGUUUCAUUCUUCAGAAGUGAAGCACCUCCUUUCCCACGGGAAACCUGCAGACACAGCUCCAGCCAGAGGACAGACAGCAGGGAUGUACACACUGUGCUUUGCAGGGUAACAAUGACUGCCCAACGUGCUGUGCUAUGAGAGGGGAAAAGAAGAGGAUUUACAGCAGCCUGAGGCAGAUGAGACUCUUACUCAUGUGUUUCUUUGCAUGUUCCUUUACGUAAGCUAUCUCUAAAAUAAAGAUUGGUUGCUCUCUCAGUG
Messenger RNA from Oenanthe melanoleuca, 2869 nucleotides. It is a transcript of the gene GPC3, whose product is annotated as glypican 3. Bases 454 to 1896 code for a protein of 480 amino acids. The record is from RefSeq and is a predicted model, not a curated record. Gene Ontology annotation, biological process: positive regulation of canonical Wnt signaling pathway; cell migration; regulation of protein localization to membrane. The transcript has 7 exons. NCBI's taxonomy places the organism in Eukaryota, Metazoa, Chordata, Aves, Passeriformes, Muscicapidae. Gene Ontology annotation, cellular component: extracellular region; cell surface; plasma membrane.